Molecule: messenger RNA, 1212 nt
Organism: Elaeis guineensis (African oil palm)
Lineage: Eukaryota; Viridiplantae; Streptophyta; Magnoliopsida; Arecales; Arecaceae
Source: RefSeq, a predicted model, not a curated record
GCUAAUGGUUGCCGCCGUCGUGGGAGGGGAGAACAUUCGCCACGCCACGUCAUCUAUCCUUUACCCCACUCCGCGUCACGUUUCUUCCCUGCUCGCCGUUACCCCAAAGCCAAACCCUGAACCCUCUUCUCCCCUCUCUUUCCCGCCUUGAUCCCCCACUAUCUCUCCAAUCCCCGUUUAAGCCCACCCGGGUCACAGCGAAGAAUCUAGAGUGUUCCUCCUCAUUCGCCACCAUGAAUAUUUUCCGGCUUGCCGGCGACAUGACCCAUCUCUUCAGCGUGCUCGUCCUCCUCCUGAAGAUCUACGCCACCAAAUCUUGCUCAGGGAUCUCGCUCAAGACGCAGGAGCUGUACGCUUUGGUGUUCUUGACUCGGUACUUGGAUCUGUUCGCGGAUUUCAUCUCGGUGUACAACUCUGUGAUGAAGGUGGUGUUCAUGUCGACUUCGAUCGCCAUCGUGUGGUGCAUGAGGUACCAUCCCCUGAUGCGGCGGACUUAUGACAAGGAUCAGGACACCUUCCGGCACUACAUUCUUGUCGGUGUGAGCUUUAUCCUGGCGCUGCUCUUCCAUGAUCGAUUUUCAUUUCGAGAGGUGUUUUGGGCAUUCUCCAUAUACUUAGAGGCAGUGGCAAUACUUCCUCAGUUAGUUUUGCUGCAGAGAAGCAGAAAUGUGGAUAAUUUGACUGGACAAUAUGUUUUCUUUCUUGGAGCUUACCGUGCAUUUUACAUUCUCAACUGGAUAUAUCGCUAUUUCAGAGAGGAUCAUUACCGUCAUUGGAUAGCUUGGAUCGCUGGUCUUGUUCAGACAGCUCUCUAUGCUGAUUUCUUCUAUUACUAUUUUGUAAGUUGGAAAAAUAAUGCAAAGCUUCAGCUGCCUGCUUAAGCUAGUUGUGGUGCAAGUCAUAUUCUGAAGCUGCUACACACCAAGUAAUCUGAAAUCUGUUGUACAACUUAGUGAGUUCUAAAUUGAACAAUGCGGCAAAAUAUGGAAAAGGAAUUUGUGGGAAGAAGUUAUGAAUCCAACCCCCAUUACUACAUGAAUACACAAUGCCAUUAUGGAUUGUAGGGGUUUUAGAAGCCAUACCUUUUUUUCUUGCUUUUUGUUCAUAUAUGUGGAAGCUAACGGAUUACUAAUUUCAGGGAGAGUGUGCGAAUUCGUAUGUAUUCAGACUAUACGUAUGGUUUUUUGCAUGAAACAAAGCUUUUGUUCUAGU